AUGUUCAUUUCCACGGAACAACUGCAGUCUAUCCUUAAACGGCAACAAGCUCAGUUUGAGGAGGCUCACAUGAAGAUGAUGGAGUCCAUGAUGCAAAAAUUCAGUUUGCAUUUUUCUGGUCCAGAUUCUUCCACAAAACAGUCCACAUCAGCGGACGCCACUGCUGCUUCCAUCACAGAGUUCAUUUAUGUGCCGCUGCAACCCGAUGAAAAUCGAGAAAUUGGUCGCAACGUGCUCCUAGAAAUUCCUGCCCGUAAACUCAAAAAUGGGGAAUAUUUCCAUGUUCCCGUACGAGUUAAGCAGCUUGCAGACAUUGCAGAGUUCACUUUGCGAUGUGAAGCUCCGGCCAACACGUAUAUAGAAUUCCUUCGUGUAGUUUGGCCGUGGGAGUCCGAAGAAAGCUCACUGGGACCCGACGCCAGGGAGGCUGAUUUUAGACAGUUUCAGCUAAACAGUGCAUUUGGUGCUUGGGACAUAUCUCAACGACAUCUUCCAAAGCUGAAGGGCAGUGUCAUCGAAGUAGUGGCCCGCUACCGAGAAGGCGCAAAUGCUGUCAAUAUGCAUGAAAACUACCGGUAA
This is a messenger RNA of Dibothriocephalus latus, 579 nucleotides long. The record is from the annotation of a GenBank genome assembly. Lineage: Eukaryota; Metazoa; Platyhelminthes; Cestoda; Diphyllobothriidea; Diphyllobothriidae.